Messenger RNA from Phalaenopsis equestris, 708 nucleotides. RefSeq lists its product as uncharacterized. The record is from RefSeq and is a predicted model, not a curated record. The transcript has a single exon. The coding region runs from base 1 to 708 and encodes 235 amino acids. Lineage: Eukaryota; Viridiplantae; Streptophyta; Magnoliopsida; Asparagales; Orchidaceae.
AUGGCUUCUUCCAUUGAUAUAUCCACAAAUUCCCAAUGGACAAAAGCAACCUAUGCUGGUGUAGUUGGAAAAUCAACUGAAAUUUUACAAGAUUAUGAUCAUUUGGUAUUCCCACAGGAAUUCUAUGAUCCUACUGCUAGAAAAGGAAGUAGUCCUUGUAUUCACCCUCUUGGGUCUAAAGAAGGUGAAACAGCUGUGUACUUCACUACCAAGGAAAUUGAUGCAUUAAAGGAAGAGGUUAAAUUCACUUUGGCGGGCAAAUUUCAGCUAGGACAUCCUAAAAUGGAGCUAGUUAGAAGUUUUUUUGAAUCACUGAAGUUUAUAGGUAAUUGGAAAAUUGGGCUAUUGGAUGGGAGGCACCUCCUAAUUCAGUUGGCAGCUGAGGAAGACUAUGCAAGAUUGUUUGCUAAAAAAUCUGUUAACAUUGCUGGAACAAAUAUGAAAAUUAUAAAAUGGACCCUAGGGUUUGAUCCUGGUAAAGAACCUUUUGUGGUCCCCCUCUGGUUCAAGCUACCUGGCCUCCCACUCCCCUACUUCAAGCUAAAUGCUCUAUUUAACAUUGGUAGAGCAUUAGGUACACCUCUAAGAGUGGAUGCCCCCACAUAUAAUAAGGCUAGACCUAGCCUUGCUAGAAUUCAAGUUGAAAGAGAUAUCACACUCCCAGAACUGAAGAGAAUUUGGAUUGGUUCUGAUGCUGAAGGGUUCUGA